AAAUAUAUGAAUGCCGACAGAUUCUGUCGUACAUCUUGAAAUCCUCCCUCAAAAUUACUACCAAUUUUGUGGUGACUAAUGCAACAAAAUAUACUAAUUAAAUCACCGUCAAGAGGUAUACUAAACAAAUAAACUUGGACUAAUCUGAGAGUGAAUCAAUCUAUCAGAAAAGUACUCCUAGAAAAGGAGGAAUCAUUAAUCCAUCCCCUUUUUCUAUUUGCGCUUGUAGACAAAUUGUCAGAAACUCAGAACUGAUUCCUCACAAUUUUUUUUUUCUCCAUCUCUUCAACCGAAAAAAUGGCAAAAAAUUAGAACCCACUUUAAAGCUUUUAGUUAUUUAAGGAAAAGUAAAAGGCAGAGGAAAUUGAUAUAGUGAGCGCGUUUUCUCCAAUUCAGUUCCUGCUGACUCGAAACUCCGGGGGGAAGAAGUUCACUUCACAACAGUUCACACUGUAUACUUUUUUGCAAGCUAGCUGGCUCAUAUGAAAAGAAUAUGAAUCAGUGAUUUUCAUGUUCAUUAAGGCCCCAUGAUAUUGGUAUAUAUCAAUACAUCCUUUUUGCUUCAUUUUAUUUAAUUUUUUCCCAUUAAGAAGGAAAACAUCCUCCGUUAACUUGCACAGAUUGAGGUACAGGACAAAGUGGUGAUGGAGAAACCAAGGAAAUUCCCAUUACUAUUGCGGAUGGUGGUCUUACUUCUCAGCAUGGUUUCUGGAGUUUACAUCUUUUCAAUUUGUAUGGAGCCCAUGACUUAUUUCAGGAGUAGUGAUCUGUUGCGAACCAGAAUGGUUCUGAAUUCAUGCCCAAAUACUAAAAUUCACUCAAGUGAAAUUCCUUACAUUCAUUUUCCUUCUCCCAGAAACUACAGCAGGCAGGAAUGCGCUUGUAAUCCAGUGAGGUUGUUUGCUAUUAUAUCGAUGCAGAGAUCCGGCAGUGGAUGGUUUGAGACGUUGUUGAAUAGCCAUGAAAAUGUCAGCUCCAAUGGUGAAAUAUUUGGGGCAAGAGAUAGAAGGGUUAAUAUUUCUGCCAUUUAUAACAUAUUGGAUCAAGUCUACAAUCUGGAUUGGUAUAGCAGUUCAUCAAAGAAUGAGUGCUCUGCUGCUGUUGGGUUUAAAUGGAUGCUUAAUCAGGGAUUGACAGAAUAUCAUGAAGGGAUAGCAAAAUACUUCAGAAAAAGAGGCGUCCAUGCAAUAUAUCUCUUCAGAAGAAAUCAUCUGCGCAGAAUGAUAUCCUUGCUCGCAAAUGCAUAUGACAAAGAGACUAAGCCUCUAAACGGGACGCACAAAUCACAUGUCUAUUCGCCACGGGAGGCUCACGUGCUCGCAAGAUACAAGCCUUCGCUAAAUGCAACACGAUUAGUGCGAGAAUUAAUGAAAGCCGAACAGAAGACUGCCAGAGCACUAGAAUACUUCAAAAGCUCUAGAAGCAUUGUUGUUUACUAUGAAGAUAUCGUCAGGAAUCGCACAAAAUUGAUUGAAGUUCUAGACUUCUUGAAGCUGCCACACAGAAAACUUAGAAGCAACCAAGUGAAAAUCCAUACUGGAUCGUUAUUGACACAGAUUGAAAAUGCUGCCGAUGUGGAAAGAGCAUUAAAAGGAACAACCUACGAAAGAUACCUCCAUUCAGACUACCAAUAA
Oldenlandia corymbosa var. corymbosa is the source of this 1634-nucleotide messenger RNA. The record is from the annotation of a GenBank genome assembly. Lineage: Eukaryota; Viridiplantae; Streptophyta; Magnoliopsida; Gentianales; Rubiaceae.